AACGGUAAAACAGAAUCCCUAAACACCGUCAAAUCCCAGUAGGGGGCAAACGCAAGAAGCUGUUUCACCUUUCACGGCUCUUGCUUCGUCAUCUCUCACUCGUACUCUUCCUGCUUUCUAAAUUCUGAUGCAAUUCUCCCAACAUUUCCAAACACAUUCAAUCUUCCUGUCACCAUUUUCUCUCUCCUCCAUUUUCGCUCUGUAAUUUUCAGGAAUUGAUGGGGUGCCACGCCAUUGGAACUGUGUGGUAUUGCCCAGAUGAGCCACUGCUGUAUCUUUCCCGGAGUAAAGUUAAAUCAAAUUUGAACAACGCUCGCCGUGUUCGCUGUAAUGUAGCAUCAAAAACUGCAGGAACUCGUUUUCACAAUUUAACUCAUGUUCAUCAAAUUACGAGUGGGAAAUAUUCUCCCUUACACAGCUUGUGGCGAGCUUAUGCUACACCAGUUGGCCUGGAAGAGCAGUCCUCAUCAGGGUCUUCAGAGAUCCAGGACGAUGAAACUGUUUCUGCAGAUCCUGCAGAAGAGAGACUUGCUAAGCCACCUAGUAGUAAUGAGUUGAAGUCGUUGCUUGCAGAUUCCGAGAGAUCAAAACUGGUGAAAAAGUUGAGUGAAGCCAAUCAACACAACCGCUUUCUGAUACGGCAGCUGCAAGGAAGAGAAGAUGCUUUGGUUAAUUUCAAGAGUGAACUUGCUGUUCUGGAACAAGAAAUUCAGGCACUUGUUGCACUGGCAGAUGAAAUAGCAAAAGCUGGUAUUCCAGAAGGUUCAAGGAAGAUCAAUGGAAAAUACGUCCACUCUCAUCUAGCUUCCCGGUUAGAAGCUGUGCAGAAAAAGUUACAGGACCAGAUAAAGGAUGUGGCUGCUGCACAGUCCAAGGAGGUGCCAGUAUUUUGGAUUGGUAUGGCUGAGAGUGUGCUAAUCAUGGGUAGUUUUGAUGGAUGGAGUCAAGGAAAGAACCUAUCCCCAGAGUACACAGGCUCAUAUACAAUGUUUUCCACGACUCUAUUGCUCCGACCUGGACGGUAUGAGGUUAAGUUCUUAGUUGAUGGGGCGUGGAAAUUAUCACCAGAGUUACCAACUAUUGGCGAAGGGUUAAACCAAAACAAUAUGUUAGUUGUAGAGUAAUUUCUUCCGGUUAAGUUUUUAAUAGUCAUCCCCUGAAGGAUAUUUUUCAAACUAAGUAGUGUAGUUACAUUUAAAAUUAAAUCUCGCAAUUGGUCUUACAACUUCAUGUUCUGAUACUCAUCUAAAAUGUAAUAAGGUUUUAACUGAUCUAAGAUUAAAAUAAAAGAAUAUUGUGUUUACAGAGGUGUGAA
Spinacia oleracea (spinach) is the source of this 1315-nucleotide messenger RNA. RefSeq names its product protein PTST, chloroplastic. The record is from RefSeq and is a predicted model, not a curated record. The transcript is spliced from 9 exons. Lineage: Eukaryota; Viridiplantae; Streptophyta; Magnoliopsida; Caryophyllales; Amaranthaceae. Bases 219 to 1124 code for a protein of 301 amino acids.